AUGACAAGCAUAAGCUACCUCCAUGUUCUGAACGACCCUGAGGAAAACCAAAAGAUGCUAUUCAAACUGCCGAAUUAUUUAAUUAACAGAUGGGGAAGAGAAGUCGACGCAUGCAUUUCCGAUGAAACAGCACAAGCCAGCGAAAGCGACACCCCAGGAUUCCCGCCCUUUUCAAGAUUUUGUGCCUUUUUGCAAAAGGAAGCGCGCAUCGCUUGUAACCCUGUGAUAUCGCACCCAUCUUCGAGGAAUGGAGGCAGGAAAUUCGAGCCACAACAGGAAUCCCGUCAAGGCACACAGAACCGAAAUCCCCCACCGAGACAAAUAGGGGUUCGCGCUACCGGCGUCGAAGAAAAGGAAUCUGGCGGCGACCAUCAAAAACAAAAAGAACAAGGCUCAACCCCAGAGUGUCCAAAAUGCAAAGGAGUACAUUCCCUCGAGACAUGUGAAGAUUGCCGACGGAAGAAGACGUGCAAGACCUGCAAAGGCACACAUUCUUCGACCUUGCACGACCCUAACUAUGUUCCUAAACAAAGGAAUCGCAAUGGCGAAGAAAGAGAAAAUCCAGAAUCCUCUGUUAUCAAUCGCAUCGUAACUAAAAGGACACAGAACGAAGCAAGCUCCUUAAUCGUCCCGGUUUGGGUUCAUCACGCGUCAGACCCUUCACAAAAACACCUUGUGUACGCGCUGCUCGAUGAUCAGUCAGACGCCUGUUUUGUUAAGGACAGUGUCCUCGAGAAGCUGUCAAUCAACGGUUUCGACACACAGCUAGAGCUAAACACCGUAUUAGGAAAGGACGUUAUUAAAUGCAAAAAGGUAAACGGACUCGUCUUCAAAGGCUUGAAUCAAACAACGGAAAUCUCUCUUCCUCGUUCCUAUUCGCGAGAUUCCAUCCUCGCAAGGCGCUCACAGAUACCAACUCCAGAACUCGCGCGCACGUGGCCUCACCUUGAACAAAUCGCCAACGAACUGUCGCCGCACAAAGAAGAUAUCGAAGUGGGCCUACUAAUUGGCAAUAACUGCGCGCGCGCCAUCAGGCCACGAGAGAUAAUUCCCAGAGGAGAGGACGACCCCUAUGGACAAAGGACGCUUCUAGGAUGGGGUAUCAUCGGAAAAACUGUCCCAAAUGCAGUUGGCGAGUCAGACGCACACAUCAAUACAAUCGUGACUACCGACCCAGCAAUCGAUGGCUCAACAUGUCAUUUUGUUUUUCGCACGCAAACUAAAGAGAUUAUCUCGCCAUCGCAAAUAAAUAAGAUGUUCGGACAGGACUUUGUCGAAAAUACCGCCGCCGAGGAGAAGACCCUCUCUCGAGACGAAAGAAGUUUUCUAGAUCAAAUGGACUCCUCUAUCCGUCAGCUCCAGGACGGGCGCAGAUACUUUUCCUAACAACCGACAAAUCGCAUUAGGUCGCUUACUAGGCCUAAAGAAACGACUCACGAACGACUUUAUGGCGAAUACUACAGAUCCUUCAUGCGCGACGUCAUCGAGAAAGGGCACGCUGAAGAGGUCCCUGUCAAAGAGUUACGAAGAAACGACGGUAAAGUUUGGUUCCUACCCCAUCACGGUGUAUAUCACCCACAGAUAAACAAGAUGAGAGUGGUAUUCAACGCGAGCGCAGAGUACAACGGUACAUCGCUGAACCGGAGCCUAAUGCAAGGACCGGAUAUGACAAACAACUUAACAGGAGUCCUUCUUCGCUUCAGGAAAGAAGAAGUAGCCUUUAUGGCAGAUAUAGAAGGGAUGUUCCACCAAGUGAAGGUCGCCCCAGAAAAUCGAGAUCUCCUUCGUUUCUUGUGGUGGGAAGACGGAGACACAUCGAAACCCGUAAAGGAAUAUCGCAUGACCGUCCACUUGUUCGGAGCAACAUCUUCUCCCGCGUGUGCAAACUUCGCUCUGAAGAGAACCGCGGAAGACAACAAGGAGGAAUUCGGUGAAGACGCCGCAAACUUCGUGCGGGAAGAUUUUUAUGUUGACGACGGUUUGAAGUCGGUGCCGACGGUAGAAGAAGCAAACGAGCUCAUCACCAAAACAAAGGCAAUGUGCCGCAAAGGUUGGUUUAACAUACAAAAGUUCACAAG
Nematostella vectensis (starlet sea anemone) is the source of this 2078-nucleotide messenger RNA. RefSeq lists its product as uncharacterized. The transcript has 2 exons. Lineage: Eukaryota; Metazoa; Cnidaria; Anthozoa; Actiniaria; Edwardsiidae. Bases 1 to 1386 code for a protein of 461 amino acids. The record is from RefSeq and is a predicted model, not a curated record.